Gadus chalcogrammus (walleye pollock) is the source of this 1088-nucleotide messenger RNA. RefSeq lists its product as uncharacterized. Gene Ontology annotation, molecular function: protein dimerization activity. The record is from RefSeq and is a predicted model, not a curated record. Bases 210 to 998 code for a protein of 262 amino acids. NCBI's taxonomy places the organism in Eukaryota, Metazoa, Chordata, Actinopteri, Gadiformes, Gadidae. The transcript has 6 exons.
CUCGUAUCCUGCAUCAGUAUGAGCCACUGGCCAGCUACUUCAAGUCAUUAAAUGACAAACAGCCAAGGUUCAGGAGGCUUGUGGAGGCAUUCUCUGACUCAAUUACAGAGGUGUACCUACUGUUCUUUCAAGCAACUUUUCCAGUCUUCUCCACAUUCAACCUCCUCCUCCAGAGAGAGAAGUCGUCAAUCUUCCUACUACAUGAUGAGAUGAGGGGUUUUAUCCGCAAGCUGCUCUCAAAGUUUCUGAAGCCCGCAGCAUUGCAGCACCGGGAACUGCAUGAAAUAUGCUUUAAGGAGCCAUCCAACCAACUGCCAGGAGAAAAGUUGGUGAUUGGCUUCACUACUCGAGUUACACUCAACAGGCUCCUUGAAGCAGGAGCCAUUACACCGCAGCAAGUGCAGAGGUUCCAGAAGGCAGCAGUGGCGUUUCUGGAAAGGGCUGUGGAGUAUGCCAUCAAGAAACUCCCCAUGAAAGAGCCUCUGAUUAAACAUGCCAUGUUUCUGGAUGUCCAGCAGAGAGCAGAGUGUGGAGUGGAAGAUGCCUUCUACUUUGUCGACAGAUUUCCUGAACUUCUCCCAUACAAUGGACCUGAAGAGCGAGACAAACUUUGUGAGGAGUUUCUGGACUACCAGACCAUGGACAUUGCCAUGCCCGACGACCCAGCAAUGUUUGACUUUGAGAGAUUUUGGGGGAACAUGGCAUCAAUGAAGAACAAGGUGACCGGUAUGAGCAGAUUUGGCAGGCUGUCUUGUAUUGCCAAGUUGGUCUUGGUCAUGCCUCACUCCAAUGCUGAUGCAGAGCGAGUUUUCUCUGUGGUUGGACUAAAUAAGACCAAGACCCGAAACAGUUUGGCUCUUGAGGGAACUCUGUCAUCCAUCAUGACCGUGAAGAUGGCGAGCCUUGAGCCAGACUGUUUUAAGUGGGAGCCCCCUGCCUCUGUCAUCAAGGCAUCAAAAUCUGCCACCAACACCUACAACGCUAGACAUGCUAAAUGAUUGACAAAUAAAUGUAUUUUGUCAAAAUUCUUGUCUUGUUAAUUUCUGGUUAAGAGAGGUUAGGAGGCCACAGUGCAGAGAGAGCAGCUG